Messenger RNA from Myotis davidii, 384 nucleotides. Its product is annotated as glycine cleavage system H protein, mitochondrial-like. Gene Ontology annotation, biological process: glycine decarboxylation via glycine cleavage system; protein lipoylation. The coding region runs from base 1 to 384 and encodes 127 amino acids. The transcript has a single exon. Gene Ontology annotation, cellular component: cytoplasm; glycine cleavage complex; mitochondrion. Lineage: Eukaryota; Metazoa; Chordata; Mammalia; Chiroptera; Vespertilionidae. The record is from RefSeq and is a predicted model, not a curated record.
AUGCUGCGCACCAGGCCCUAUCUGCUUUCUGUCCAUAAAUUCGCAGAGAAACAUGAAUGGAUAACAGCAGAAAAUGGUAUUGGAGCAGCGGGAACCAGCAACUUUGCACAGGAAGCUUUUAGAGAUGCUGUUUACUGUAGUCAGUCUGAAAUUGGGACGAAAUUGAACAAACAAGAUGAGUUUGGUGUUUUGAAAAGUGUGAAAGCCACUAGUGAACUCUAUUUUUCUCUAUCAGGAGAAGUAACUGAUCAAGUGUUUCCAGUAAAUACAGGACUUGUCCACAAGUCUUGUUACAAAGAUGCUUGGCUGACACUGGGUAAUACUUCAGAAGUAGAUGAGCUAAGAAUGAAGAAGCAUACACCACAACAUGAGGAACUGUAUUAA